CUAUUUAGAAUAGAAUAGUAUGGAUGAAUACGUAAGAGAUCUGUUACAAAAAUGGGAACUAGAAGAACUGAUACCAAAAUUUGGAGAUGAAGAGGUGAACGAAAAAGCCUUUAAAUGUUUAACAGAAGACAUCAUCCGUGAGCUAAUUCCAAAGCUCGGCAAACGUGCUAUUUUUAACAAAGCCUACAAAGAAUUCCGCGAGCAGCAAUUGGUGAUUGAGGACACCAAAGAAGACGAAAGUGAAUAUACGCCAGAGUUUGAAACAAUUAAAAAUGUUUUAACGGACAAAAACAUCGAGAAGUUAAGUCAAGCAGAUUUUCCCCCCGAUGUCUCCGACGUAAAAUCUACAACCGGCCCAUUACGGAAUCCACCGGGUGACACCGAUAGAAACGAGAAGCAGUCAAAUGAAAACCUGAACGAAAAUCAGUUAGUACCAACUAUUCCGUUGAGCAUUGAGCCGUUAACUGAACCUUCUGAAAGUGAUCUGCAAACCAUGGAAGCUUUGCGUAGUAUACUCAAUGCUAGUUACAGUAGCAGUCACUUACUAAACAAGGAUUUUCUUACGCCAACGCACCGCAAGGAGCUAAGUGAUGAAGUCAUUAAAUUCCUUUACAACAAAAAUGAGGGCAACUUAAGUGCAGGUCUGCUCACAGGGUGGGCACGAGCAGUAGAGUUCGUUUUCACUGACGAAGUAGCGGCGAUUUAUUUCCGCCAAUCACCGGACGGUUCCCGGUGGGCCGGAAAGCUGUACGAUUCCUAUCAAAGGCGGCAGGAACUACAAAGUAAACCGGAGAAAGGUUGAAAGAGAAGUAAUUGGAGAAUAUUGCAUAUGUUUAACCAGAUUCAAAUGCUUUGAAGAUGCUUUUGGAAUCAAUAUCAAACUUGACAGCUACAACGUAAGGUACUGGCUAGAUUGGCGGCUGAUGUGAUGAUAUGCGGAAAGUAAUGAUCGUCAAGAAAAC
Messenger RNA from Sabethes cyaneus, 962 nucleotides. RefSeq lists its product as uncharacterized. The transcript has 4 exons. NCBI's taxonomy places the organism in Eukaryota, Metazoa, Arthropoda, Insecta, Diptera, Culicidae. The coding region runs from base 20 to 802 and encodes 260 amino acids. The record is from RefSeq and is a predicted model, not a curated record.